GGGCAGGUUUGCUGUUACGAUUCCAUUGAGAGAGAACAUUGGCGACAUUGGUAGUUCAAAAGAGAUAGCUUUGCGUCGAUUUACGUUAUUAGAGAGAAGAUUAGAUAAAGACCUGAGCUAAACAAACAAAACUGACUUUAUGAAAGAAUACGAGCGGGUGGGACAUAUGGAGCUGGUGUCGAGGACAGCUGAACCAGGAGAACUGGUUUAUUAUAUUCCGCAUCACUGUGUGACGAAAAAAUUCAGGGUAGUGUUCGAUGCUAGCUGCCGCACAGAUAAGGGUAUUUCUCUCAAUGAAGUACAACUGCUAGGUGAAAAGUUGCAACGUGAUUUGGCGGAGAUAGUACUAGGGUUUCGUAGGCAUAAAAUUGGUAUCAUAGGCGACAUAAAAAUGAUGUUCCGCCAAGUGCGAAUAGUCCAAAGGCAAUGGAAUUUGCAGCGAAUCUUUUGGAGAGAUAGUACAAACGAUCCAAUAGGAGAAUAUUGGUUGAAGGUCGUAACAUACGGUAUGACAUCAUCAACAUUUAAUGCUGUUCGAGCAGUGAUACAGUGUGCGAGGGAUGCGGCAAAGGACCACUCAGACGCCUCUAAAGUCAUUGAGAAUGAUUUAUAUAUGGACGAUUGCGCCACCGGAUCCAGGAAUGAAAGUGAGGCGAUAAGAUUAGCAAAAGACAUUGAUCAUAUUCUAAAAGGUGGUGGUUUCGAAAUGAAGAAGUGGAAAUCGAAUUCAAAAAGGCUCGUAGAGGAAAUGAGAUCAG
Messenger RNA from Rhagoletis pomonella (apple maggot), 758 nucleotides. RefSeq lists its product as uncharacterized. Lineage: Eukaryota; Metazoa; Arthropoda; Insecta; Diptera; Tephritidae. The record is from RefSeq and is a predicted model, not a curated record.